GCAGCGGUGCGCGCAGGCGCAGUGGGGGCGUGCUGCUGGUUUUGUUGAUGUUGUGGUGGAGUUCAUUGUUUUUGGGCUGAGCUGGGAUCACGUUUAUCUGUCCGGUUUCCGCGGCGCUGGGGACUUAUACACGGGACCUCCAUGAGGGGCUGAUGGAAAAGGCUAAGGAGCUGGCUGACCUUUCUUCACACUGCGUGCGGAAAAGACGGGACUCCUUCGGAAUGUUUGACGGGUAUGAUAGCUGUAGUGAGGACACCAGCAGCAGCUCCAGCUCUGAUGAGAGUGAAGAGGAGGUGGCCCCAUUACAGUCCAGUCUCCCCAUUAUUAAGAACAAUGGGCAGGUGUACACGUAUCCGGACGGAAAAUCCGGCAUGGCUACAUGUGAAAUGUGCGGGAUGGUGGGCGUCAGAGAUGCUUUCUACUCCAAAACAAAGAGGUUCUGCAGUGUCUCUUGCUCGCGAAGUUAUUCUUCAAAUUCUAAGAAGGCGAGCAUCCUGGCACGACUACAGGGUAAACCUCCUGCUAAAAAAGCGAAGGUUCUCCAAAAACAGCCAUUAGUUGCAAAGUUGGCAGCUUACGCACAAUACCAAGCUACCUUGAAGAGUCAGUCGUUAAGUAAAACUGCCAUAACAGCAGAAGUUUUUACUUGGGGCAACUACAUCACUAGCAAUAACUUGGUGGCCGCUCCAGUGACGUGCUUUAAACACGCACCAAUAGGGACGUGCUGGGGGGACAUUUCAGAAGGUGUAAGAGUGGAAGUUCUCAACACAGACAACAACCUUUCCCAGAAAGUCUACUGGAUUGCUGUUGUUGUCAAAUUAGCAGGCUACAACGCUUUGCUGCGGUAUGAAGGCUUUGAAAACGAUGCCAGCCUGGACUUUUGGUGUUCAAUCUGCAGUAGCGACGUCCAUCCGGUGGGUUGGUGCGCCAGCAGUGGGAAGCCUCUUGUCCCUCCUCAAACCAUACAACAUAAAUACUCUAAUUGGAAAGCCUUUUUAAUCAAAAGACUUACCGGUGCCAAGACUCUCCCUCCAGAUUUUGCGCAAAAGGUUUCGGAUAGUAUGCAGUAUCCGUUCAAGCCUUUGAUGAGGGUGGAAGUAGUGGACAAAACGCACCUUUGCCGGACGCGGGUCGCCGUUGUAGAUACGGUCAUUGGAGGCCGACUACGAUUGGUGUAUGAAGAAAGCGAAGACAAGACGGACGACUUCUGGUGUCACAUGUACAGUCCCCUCAUCCAUCACAUUGGUUGGUCUCGGAGUAUAGGUCAUCGCUUUAAGAGAUCAGAUAUAUUAAAGAAACAGGAUUCUCACUAUGAUGCCCCCGCACAUUUAUUUACAAAGGUUAAAGACGUUGACCAGAACUUGGAAUGGUUCAAAGAAGGGAUGAGACUGGAAGCUAUUGAUCCGCUGAACCUUUCUGCAAUAUGCGUAGCGACUAUAAGAAAGGUUUUGGCUGAGGGUUUCCUAAUGAUUGGAAUUGAUGGCUCUGAAGCCGCCGAUGGCUCAGACUGGUUCUGUUACCACGCGUUAUCCCCCUCCAUAUUCCCUGUUGGUUUCUGUGAAAUUAACAAGAUUGAACUAACUCCCCCACGAGGCUACACAAAACUACCUUUCAAAUGGUUUGACUACCUCAGGGAAACUGGAUCUAUAGCGGCUCCUGUAAAGCUCUUUAACAAGGAGGUCCCCAAUCAUGGCUUCCGUGUUGGAAUGAAGCUUGAAGCCGUAGAUCUCAUGGAACCUCGAUUGGUUUGUGUCGCCACCGUCACGCGCAUUAUACACAGGCUGCUGAGGAUCCAUUUUGAUGGCUGGGAAGAUGAGUACGAUCAAUGGGUAGACUGUGAAUCCCCCGACCUCUAUCCCGUCGGCUGGUGUGAACUAACAGGCUACCAACUGCAACCCCCAGCACCACAAGCAACAAAAGACAACCAGACCACUGUUUCCAAGCAGAAGAAGAAGUCCAAGUCCCAACAGUAUAAAGGACACAAGAAAAUACCAACGCUGCAGCUAAAGGAGGAAUUUCUUGACGGCGAAGACUAUUCAUUUCUACAAGGAGCCUCAGAUCAGGAAAGUAAUGGAUCCGGCAGCUAUUACAUUAAACAGGAACCUUGAUGCAAACUGAAUAAUUCUUAAUAAUAAUUUAAGAAUGUUUUCAUAUAUAUAUAUAUAUAUAUAUAUAUAUAUAUAUAUAAAAAAAAACAACAACAAAAAAACUAUUUGGAAAUAAAACACAAAAGGACUCCUAUGCAGGGACACUGUAAAGUGACAAAGAAAAUAUUUUGGUGAAGAAGAAAAAAAAAAAAAAAAAACAGAUUUUACAGUUUAUUAAAUAACAUAAUUUUGUGUUGUAUUUGAAAGUUUUUGAAAAAAAAAGAAAUUUAAUAUUUUCAAAUUUUACAAAUAUUGUGCGUUGUGGGCACUGCGACAGAAUUGUAAAUUUUUUUUUUUUUUUUGGUACACCUUAGCAGGGCUAGAUAUAUUUGUUUAGGAUGGGUGAUAUUUUACAGAAAAAAAAAUAACAUAAAAAAACGACACUUGGUACACACUGGGUAGCUUUUAUUUCCGUGACCAGGAAAUGUAUUUUAGUUACUAUAUUUUUGUUGUUGUUGUUGUUAUUGUUGUCGGUAAAUGUCUCUUACAAUUUUAUUACAUCUUUUAAUGCUGUAAAAACUUUAGGGCUACAAACAGACACAAGUUUUGUUUGGUGUUUUAUAUUGUUUUAUAAUAUAUUCAAAGUUAAAGGGGUAUUCCAGGAAAAAAAACUUUAUAUAUAUCAACUGGU
Messenger RNA from Hyla sarda, 2778 nucleotides. It is a transcript of the gene MBTD1, whose product is annotated as mbt domain containing 1. Gene Ontology annotation, biological process: regulation of DNA-templated transcription. The transcript is spliced from 16 exons. The record is from RefSeq and is a predicted model, not a curated record. Gene Ontology annotation, cellular component: nucleus. Bases 153 to 2108 code for a protein of 651 amino acids. Gene Ontology annotation, molecular function: zinc ion binding. Lineage: Eukaryota; Metazoa; Chordata; Amphibia; Anura; Hylidae.